Anopheles nili is the source of this 2060-nucleotide messenger RNA. It is a transcript of the gene Slh, whose product is annotated as protein sly1 homolog. Gene Ontology annotation, cellular component: Golgi membrane; cytosol. NCBI's taxonomy places the organism in Eukaryota, Metazoa, Arthropoda, Insecta, Diptera, Culicidae. Bases 1 to 1917 code for a protein of 638 amino acids. Gene Ontology annotation, biological process: endoplasmic reticulum to Golgi vesicle-mediated transport; intracellular protein transport. The record is from RefSeq and is a predicted model, not a curated record. Gene Ontology annotation, molecular function: syntaxin binding. The transcript is spliced from 6 exons.
AUGGCGACCCUCAAAGAUCGUCAGAUAAAUGCUAUCAAGCAGAUGCUGAACCUUAAUCAACCGCUCGCAAAAGCAAUAUCGGCGGAACCAGUAUGGAAAUUGUUGAUAUACGAUCGUACAGGGCAGGACAUUAUUUCGCCGCUGAUAUCCAUUCGCGAGCUGCGGGAAAUGGGCAUCACGCUGCAUAUCCAACUGCAUUCCGAUCGAGAUUCCAUUCCGGACGUACCGGCGAUUUACUUCUGUGCACCAACGGAAGAAAAUCUUGGACGCAUUGCGCAGGAUUUUCAGAAUGGCCUGUACGACGUGUACCACCUAAACUUCAUAGCACCGAUAUCGCGACAGAAGCUGGAAGAUCUCGCAGCAGCUGCCUUGCAGGCCGGCUGCGUGGCAAACAUCCACAAAGUGUACGAUCAGUAUUUAAACUUCAUAACGCUGGAAGACGAUAUGUUCGUACUGAAACACCAAAACAGUGAUGCAUUGUCUUAUUACGCCAUCAAUCGUGCUAAUACGCAGGAUGUCGAAAUGGAGUGCAUAAUGGACAGCAUUGUGGAUAGUUUGUUUGCCGUGUUUGUUACACUCGGGACCGUUCCAAUCAUACGCUGCCCAAAAAAUAGUGCCGCCGAAAUGGUGGCCCGAAAGCUGGAGAAAAAACUGCGCGAAAACUUGUGGGACGCUCGGAACAAUCUGUUCCACAUGGAUGCUACCCAGACGGGUGCGUUUAGCUUCCAGCGGCCACUCUUGGUUCUGCUCGAUCGGAGCAUCGACAUGGCGACGCCAUUGCAUCAUACCUGGACGUAUCAAGCGUUGGCCCACGACGUGCUGGAGCUUGCCCUGAAUCGUGUCGUGGUGGAAGAGGAUCCAGCUGCCGAUCAGCAGCAGUACGCUGCGACGGGAGCAAAACCAAAGAUGAAAGCGUGCGAUUUGGAUUCACGUGACCGGUUCUGGUGCACGCACAAAGGAAGCCCAUUUCCUACGGUGGCGGAAGCAAUACAGGAAGAGCUCGAACAGUAUCGCUCGUCGGAGGAGGAAAUCAAGAAGCUUAAGACGACGAUGGGAAUCGACGGGGAAUCGGAUGUUGCUUUCUCGAUGGUGAACGAUAACACGGCCAAACUGACGAACGCGGUUAACUCAUUGCCGCAGUUACUGGAAAAGAAACGGCUUAUCGAUAUGCAUACGAAGAUUGCGACUUCAAUACUAAACUACAUAAAGUCGCGUCGUUUGGAUUCAUUUUUCGAGUUGGAGGAAAAAAUCAUGUCAAAGCAGGCCUUGGACCGUGCGUUGAGCGAGCUGUUGAAGGAUCCCGAAUUCGGGCUUCCCGAGGACAAGAUGCGGUUAUUCAUCAUCUAUUUCAUAUGUAGCAACGUAAGCGAUGCGGAAUUCAAACGUGUCGAAGAAUCGUUGAAAGAGUGCGGUUGUGAUUUGUCUCCACUGCCUUACAUACAACGAUGGAGGAGUAUCAUGAAAAGCACUCUAGCAAAUUCCAACCAAUAUGAGGGAAGUGGCACAAAAACCGUCUCUAUGUUUUCAAAACUAGUGUCCCAAGGGUCGUCGUUUGUGAUGGAGGGAGUAAAAAAUUUAGUCGUCAAACGACAUAAUCUUCCAGUUACUAAAAUCACGGAGCAGCUAAUGGAAUGUCGUUCCGGGGGAUCUGAGGUGGACGACUACCUGUACUUGGAUCCGAAGUUGCUCAAGGGUAACGAUGUGUUACCAAAGAACCGAGCACCGUUCCAGGACGCCAUCGUGUUUGUGGUGGGUGGAGGCAACUACAUCGAGUAUCAGAAUUUGGUGGAUUUCAUAAAAUCGAAGCAAAGCACAAACAGCAUUAGACGCAUCAUCUAUGGUGCUUCAACGCUUACAAACGCGAAACAAUUUCUAAAACAAUUGUCACUGCUUGGUCAGGAGAUUACAAGUGUAUAGAGCAGGUCUUGUGUUCGUCCAGUGCGCCGCAGUGGAAUUGACCGUUGUUUUGGCGUUUCUCAACAUGGGAGCGCCGCGUGUGAGCUUAGCUAGGUAAAAUGUUGGGUUAGCUGGACCAUUAGAUAUGAUACGCGGUUAGUAAA